Molecule: messenger RNA, 1848 nt
Organism: Haliotis rubra (blacklip abalone)
Lineage: Eukaryota; Metazoa; Mollusca; Gastropoda; Lepetellida; Haliotidae
Product: peroxisomal membrane protein 11C-like
Exons: 5
Coding region: 731-1456 (241 amino acids)
Biological process (GO): peroxisome fission
Cellular component (GO): peroxisomal membrane
Source: RefSeq, a predicted model, not a curated record
UAUGACAUCGCUUGUAGUUUCACUUCUGGAUCAAACAUUGCAGUAAAGGAGUCUGUAUGCUGUCAAUGUGAAAUCGUUUAAUGGAAUUUUGUCAUGGAAUCGAACUUGUGAAUGAACCUGAAUACAUAACAACGACAGCCGAAAUGGUUGUGUACAUCUGGGCAAGGUCUAUCAAUAUAUUAGGACUGUCGUUGUAUUGUGGACCUUCAUCAGUUGAUGAAGUUAGUGAAUCACGUGAGCCAGUUCCGGGAUGCGGUAUCUAUUGUCAGAUCAUUAACUCUCUGCUGGACUGACAACGUAGUCAUACUGAAAUCGGGAAGUGAGCGACAGUUGACGUGGUAGUAUACAUCUGGGCGAGGUCACCCAAACGAUGUCAAGGUUUACCGCGCAAAAUCUCAUUCUAACUGAUCUAAUUCGUCAGCCAACGUCUAUACAAAUUCCUGUGUGUGUGUAUUGAAAAGCUGACAGCAAUAUUAUGCAACUGGACCAUUCCCACUGUGAGUUGACAGCACGACAUUAGUUCGAUUUCCGGCACGCCGUUUAUCCAGACCAUGCAUGUGCGCAGCUGGAUAAUCGACAUUGUAAACAGAUGCCCUCUUGAACUGAACUUUAGACUCCUCACUGGAAAGUUUGAAUGCAAGCAGCAUUCUGUAUAUGUGUCAGCAAUUUCUGUGCGAUGUGAUUUAGUGACACGGUGUAUUCGAGAACAGUUUCCUGCUAACAUAACAAAAUGUCACUGCUUGUAGACUUUGUGAAAUUCAUCGAAACGUAUCGAGGCCGCGACAAGAUCAUCCGGCUAUGUUCUUAUGCAGCAAUGUUUAUCGGUGGGGACAGCAAUUCUCCCAUCUCAGAGAAGGCACGUGUGAUUGGCCGCGAGCUGAGCGCGUGCAGGGUGAUCCUUCGACUGUUCGAUGACCUGCCUAUGCUGGCAUAUAACCUGCAGUAUGGACUGGGACGCAAGGAGAAGAACCCUUGCCUACGUGUGUGUGAGCUAGGCUCGAACCUGGUCAACCAGCUGUACUACCCUGUUGAGCACAUUGCCUGGUGUGCCGACAAGCAGAUCCUGAACAUCAAAUCUGGCAGCCUCUGGUUAGCGGGUCUCAUCCUGUGGGCCAUCUCUCUCACACUGCAAGCCUUCAAGUGCUUGCUGACCAUUGCGAAGUUAAAAAAAUCAGCCAGCAGACUAAAGAAACAGAGGUAUCUUGACACCCAAGACCAAUAUUACGAGAACUCAGAACAGCGGGAAGAGCUGCGGAUGCAGCUUCACAGUUUACAGAGUGACAUCUUCAGCCAGUACCUGCUCCUGGUUCAGUCAAUGGCCGACCUCCUCAAUGCCAUCAACUGGCUGCCCAAAGGAUUUCUAUGGGCGGGACGGUUUGGUGCCGCCAAGUCGGGUCUGUUCGGCCUCACCUCCUCGCUCAUCAUGCUGUUCCGCCACUGGUACACCCGGUCCUGAUACUCCGCGUCAUACUUCAGACAUACAACAUUAGAAUUAAGAAAGAUAUUCCCCGGAUACAAUGUAAAAUAUAUUCCAACUAUGUGAAAAAUACUUUACCUGUAAUCAAAACCUACAUUCCCUAGAUAUACAGCAGAAUAAUAUUAUAUUUUGUGCCAAGGUAUUCAUGUUUAAAGGAGUUUGAAAUAUGAUAUACAAAACAAAAUGUUCUUUUUUAUUAUUGUAUAGUCAGAAUUGCUAAUAAUUGCAACUUGUUUCAGAUGUCAAUUAAUCCAGAUUGUACAUAUAUUAUUAGGGCUGGCUAUCGAUAUAUAGAUUGUAGCGAUCGAUCAUGGUUAUACUCAUGUCAGUUGAGAAAUAUUGAAGUAACUUUGAGCAAAAAUGACGAAAAA